UGAAACUUGACUUUGAACAUCAUUGUGUUGAAGAAGCAAAAAGGAUUAUAAGAAGGCAAGAGGAAUGAACAAAAUGGCACAAGGGGAACAUCUCAAACCACACGAGCUGCGAGUGGUUGUGCUGGGUGGAUACCAGUCAGGCAAGACGUCCUUGAUCAACACCGUGCUAAGCCAGGAACCCGGAGGAGGAGGGCGAGAUGCUCGUUGUUUGAAAAGAGAGGGUGACAUCAGUGGCAGGAGGCUCACCUUGAUUGACACGCCUGGUUGGUGGACGGGCUAUUUGCUGACAGACACAGCAGAGUUGGUGAAGCAAGACCUAGUGUUGAGUGUGUGUCUGUGUGCACCCGGACCACAUGCCUUCCUUCUGACAGUCGAAACUGAUGCCCCAUUCACUGAGAAAAAAAGGAAGGUUGUAGAGCAGCACUUGAAUCUGUUUGGAGAGGAUAUCUGGAGACACACCAUAGUAGUCGUUACCAGAGGAGAUUCUCUGAAGGGUAAAAGCAUAGAACAGCACAUUGAGAGUGAGGGAGAUGCUCUGAAAUGGGUGAUAGGGAGAUGUGAGAACAGGUACCACGUUGUUGACAGCCACAGCAAAGAUCCUGACCAGGUCACUGAUCUGGUAAAUAAGUUAGAGGCUGUGUAUGCGGCUAACAGCGGCAGCUACUUCCAAAUUGACAGGGAGACUUUAAAAGAGGUUGAAGAGAAAAAUUCUGCAGUGAAAUUGAGAGCUACAUCCAGGCAGGAUCGUAUUACUGAGCAAAGACAAAUGCUGGAGCAACACGGUGAAGUGAAGCCUUUAACAGAAAUGAGAAUUGUCUUGCUUGGUUGGGUGUCUUCUGGAAAAAGUUCGGUAAGAAGCACCAUCCUGGACAAAGAGGUAUUGGUCACUCGGAGCAUAACUGUUCAGUCUAACAUAAAAUCGGGAAAGGUGGAAGGGCGGUGUGUCACAGUGAUUGACACCCCAGGAUGGUGGAAGUAUUUCCCAGCCAAGAACACCCCUGAAAGUGUUAAGACGGAACUGAAGAAGAGCUUGACCCUGGGUUCUAAGCAUCCCCAUGCCUUCCUCCUGGUGGUUCCUGCAGAUGUGUCCUUCCUGGAGGAUCAGAGAAAAUCAUUCAAGAUAACAUGAAGAUAUUCGGAGAGCAGGUCUGGAGACACACACUCAUACUCUUUACUUGGGGCGAUCAGUUGGGAGGUACAAGCAUCGAGGAGCACAUUGAGAGUGAGGGAGAACCCCUCCGGUGGCUUGUGGAGAAAUGUGGGAACAGGUACCAUGUCUUUGACAAUGUAAACAGAGGAGACGGCUCUCAGGUUAGAGAGCUUCUAGAGAAGGUAGAGGAGAUGGUAGCAGGCAACAGUCUCUACAGCCCGAAUACUGAAGAAUGGAAAACCAAGUCUAAGGAAACAGACAAGGAACCAGAGGGGGCAAAAAUGGAGGUUGUGAAUCCACUGUAUCAUGAGUGGAAAAGGCUGGACAGACAGCUGGAGGAGAAGAUUAAAAAUAUGUGGAAGCAGAUGUUUGAUCCUGAGCUGAAAGGAAACCAGAGUGGAGGAGGUCGUCCUGACUUUCAUGAAAAUGAGCCACCGCAGAAGAAGAGGAAAAUCAGUGCACAUACAUCUGAGAUAAAUGUGCCAUCGAAAGUGACUACAGAAGGUGGGAAUGAGAGACAGCCUGAAUGUCAGCUUCAAGGACAUGCAGACAAACUCCAGAAUCUCACUGAUGAAAUGACAGAGCUCUUUGCACGUGAGUGGGGGAGACGAGAGGCCAUGAUCAUGGAAAGAGUCCGUGGAAUUUUGUUACAACUCCAAGAAUCAUACGGUCCUUCGUCAGAUGCUGAUGAGAGAGAAAGGGAAGACUCCCGUCAAAAGGUUCAGAGAUGGUUUGAAGGAUGGUCUGGAGUUUCUGGAUAUGAAUCAGAGUGAAUUCCUUCACUCCACUGUGAAAGGUCUUCUAUAUUGAUUUCACAAUAUGACCUAGGACAUCAGUUUAUUAUCAUUUAACAUCAGUAAGACGUCUUGGAAUAGAAAUAGAAAUUGUAGCAUAAAGAAACGGACUGUGAUGCAUGACAACAGAUUGGGUAUCUGUGGCCCACUGGUCAGCAAAUCAGACUUGUAACCAAAGGGUGGUUUGUUCCAGGCCCGGAUCUAGGCUGCUCAGAUUGGGCAAAUAGAAAUUUGGGGUGGGCACAAUGAAUACCCCCCCGGCUCAGUUUCACCUACAAAUGCCUUACUUUUCACCUUAAAACCCGUAUCUAAUAGCAAACAUGACAUAUUACAUAGAACUGUUAAUCAUAGACCUGAUUUUAAUAU
This is a messenger RNA of Alosa alosa (allis shad), 2310 nucleotides long. RefSeq names its product GTPase IMAP family member 8-like. Bases 65 to 1129 code for a protein of 354 amino acids. NCBI's taxonomy places the organism in Eukaryota, Metazoa, Chordata, Actinopteri, Clupeiformes, Clupeidae. The record is from RefSeq and is a predicted model, not a curated record. Gene Ontology annotation, molecular function: GTP binding. The transcript has 6 exons.